AUGAUUAUUUUGUUUCUUAUUGUUCUUAUUGGGUUGAAGACUUCAGGAAUAGGAGCACAAUCUAUUGGAAUAUGCUAUGGGAGAGUGGCAAACAACUUACCUCCUGCAAAGGAAGUAAUAGAUCUUUACAAAUCAAAUGCUCUUGAGAAAGUUGGAGGUGCUAAUUUGGAAGUAGUCAUAUCAGAAAGUGGAUGGCCUUCUCAUGGUGAUGUUGCUGCAUCAGUUGAAAAUGCACAAAUCUACUAUGAGAAUUUAAUUAAGCAUGUUUCUAAUGGGACUAUUAGUAGACCUAAUCAAGCAUUAGAAACUUAUUUAUUUGCCAUGUUCGAUGAAAAUAAAAAAGGACCUGCUGAAAUAGAGAGACAUUACGAUGUCUCGUCACUGCAGUCAGAGUUUGUUGUGCUCGAAAGAGCCGUAAUGCUUGUUGUGCUUUGUUGUUGCAGGGAUAGUUGGUCCGUGGAUCUGUCCGUGUUGGCGGUCAGUUCAUAUACCAUGUCUGAAAAGAUGGGUUUGGUUUUGUUCAGAUCCGUCUCUGGUUUGAUUAUGAUGCUCGCGAAUGUAUUGCUCCUCCAAGAUCAUGAUGUGCUUCGUAACAUGUCUUCUAGGCUAGAAAUAGUCAUGUACAUGUUGUCCAUUGUUGUUGCGAAUGGAGGGUACGGGUGUUACCGUGUUGGCGGUGCUCAGACUCGUUGA
This is a messenger RNA of Medicago truncatula (barrel medic), 693 nucleotides long. RefSeq names its product lichenase. Lineage: Eukaryota; Viridiplantae; Streptophyta; Magnoliopsida; Fabales; Fabaceae. The transcript has 4 exons. Gene Ontology annotation, biological process: carbohydrate metabolic process. Gene Ontology annotation, molecular function: hydrolase activity, hydrolyzing O-glycosyl compounds. The record is from RefSeq and is a predicted model, not a curated record. The coding region runs from base 1 to 693 and encodes 230 amino acids.